UAAUCAUUUCGCUGAUUAAUCGUUUAAAAUUCAUAAAAUUAUAUUUGAAGUCUUUAGAAAUGUAAUAUUAAAAAAUCGGCCAGAUUAGUACCUUAUUCUUCAGUGAGAUAAAUGCGAACUACAGAAAUUCGAAACUAAUGUUGGCUGUUCUAUUUUCCUCCUGCGCUUAGUGAGUGUAAACACACACAUGCCGAAAGGUUCGUAGACGGAUGGAGUGAAAUACCUUUCUUUUUCGUUGAGGAUUUAUUCUUUGAAAUAUGUAAAGGAUAUUAUGGACAAUGUUUCGGAGAGUAAAUUUUGGAUUUUUUGUUUAUAGUUAACAAUCCCAGACUCGUUUUUGUUUCAAUAAUCAGCGAAAUAUUCCAACAAGCAGUGGAUAGUGAUUCCAACUUCACAGAAAAUGGCCGACAUUCGAAGACAAGGGGUCGUUGAGAUUUGGUUAACAUUAUGUGUAUUUCUCAUUUUAUUUGUUUUUGGGCAUUGUACUCUUGAUUUAGCCUGUAUAGAAGUUAAAAAGGCAUACACGGAAAGGGGUUUAAAUGAAAAUGAAGUUCCUAUCCAAGCUAUUUCGGGGAAUCAUUUAGAAGUGUGUCCUCAAGCUUCCACCUGUUGUACGAGAGACAUGGAGUCCAAGCUUAAAGCUCUUAGUGCCAGGGAAUAUUCUAAAUAUAUAGGAGAUGCAUUCAGAUAUGCCAAAAAUACAUUUGUUACAAGAACUAGAAAAUUUGAUGAAUUCUUCACAGCCCUUUUAGACAAAUCAAAAACGGACUUGCAUACAAUGUUUGUGAAGACAUAUGGAUUACUUUACCAGCAAAAUUCACAUGUAUUUACAAGUUUAUUUCAAGACUUGCGGAGUUAUUAUAAGGGCAAAGACAUGAGCUUAACCAGUGCUCUUGACAAUUUCUUCAAAAGAUUGUUUAGCAAAAUGUUUGAGUUGCUAUCUGUUCCACACACAUUUUCGGAUCAUUACUUAGAAUGUGUGACAAGUCAGAUGAAGAAUUUGAAGCCAUUCGGGGAUGUUCCGGGAAAACUUUCCACGCAGGUCAAAAGGUCAUUUGUUGCUGCUCGUACCUUUGUUCAGGGUCUUGCCAUUGGACGGGAUGUGAUCAUGGAAGUUUUAAAGAUUCCUCCGACAGAAGCUUGUAACAAGGCUCUGAUGAAGAUGAUGUAUUGUCCACACUGUCGAGGACUGACUCAGACUAAACCCUGCAAUAACUACUGUCUGAACACAAUGAAGGGAUGCCUGGCCUACCACUCUGAGCUCAAUGCAGUCUGGAAUGAUUACAUCGAGGCUAUGAAACAGUUGGCAAGCCGGCUUGAGGGCCCCUUCAACAUUGAGUCUGUAGUGGACCCAAUAGAUGUUAAAAUAUCUGAUGCCAUAAUGACGCUUCAGGAGAACAGCACGAAUGUCAAACAACAGGUUCACAAUGGAUGUGGACGUCCCAAUCCUCAAAACAUCAAACAUAAACGGGAGGCCAGUAACCCACCCCUGGCAGCCCAGCCCAUCCUACCGGUCAGUAAAGACCCUGGGUCCCUGGGUCACUACGACGAGUUUUCUCUCGGCAAGUACUCAGGACCAGGUGACCAGCAGAGGUCAGUCAAACCAACGACGGCAGCGGGAACCAGUUUAGAUCGUUUGGUGAAGGACAUCAAGGAAAAGGUGCGGGUCGCCAAGGAUUUCUGGGUACAGCUCCCAUACACCGUCUGUAACAACGACCAGAUUGCGGCACAGCCAGGGAAUGAUACCGACUGCUGGAACGGCAAAGAUAGAGCCCGGUAUGAUAGUGUUGUACAGAAAGAUGGCAUGAUGUAUCAGAUCAACAAUCCUGAGGUGGAAGUUGAUGUUAAUGAGGCGAACUACAUCAUAGAACAACAGAAGAUACAACUCAAGAUCAUCACAGGCAAACUCAACAACGCCUUCAAAGGGGAGGAGGUCACGUGGGUCAAAACAGCAGAAAUCCCCGACAUAUAUGGUACAGGAUAUGAUUUGGGUAGUGGUGAUGAUCUGUACAGCGGUAGCGGUGACCACCACUUUGAGGGUUCGGGAGCGGGAAGUGGACACCACAUCGGUAGCAGUGGUGACGGAUCCAUCGGAGACGAUGAGGACUUUAACCCUAAACCUACACAUAAUCGUGGCCAUGGCAACAUGGACAACUUCAGACCGCCGCAAACAGUGGGAAGUGGAGACGACCAUCCUAAUCGGUAUAACCCUCCGUAUACCGGGGGUGUUAACCCUCCUGUCAAUAAGCCAGGGGGACAGGAUCCUACAUAUAAUGUUAGGAAAUUCACCCCCAGGCCACCACCUUCUAAAGGUCCAGAAGAUCGAAGUGCGGGAGUCAGUCCAUCCGUGUCAUGGUGGUGCUUAUCCAUUGUGCUCAUUUUCCUCAAGAGUGUGCAGAUCGUUAUGGAAUAAAAACAGAUUCCUUCAAAAUGCACAUGUGAUUAAGAUUGUACAAGAAAUAAUUCAUUGUAUAGGUUGUGUAUAUUUAUAUUAUGAUAAUAUGCAUACUCACAUAUAAAUGUAUUACAAAUCAGAGAGGAGGAAAAAAAAUUGAAAAUUAUUUGUUUCAUUUAAUGUUUAAUGUCCAGGUGUGAUACCUACUAUUCCCACAUGUGCAUAUGCAUUUACUUGGCAAAUGUGAUAAAUUCUUGUACAAAACUUUCUAGAAUGGAGAGACCAUGUAGAUGGUCGGGUGCCAUAUGUUUUCUUCAAACGAACUAUUAAAAUUCAUAUGAACUGAACUGCAAAAGUGUUUGAAGAAUGAAACACAAUUCGUAGUGACCAUUUAGUUGUCUGAGCACACCUAGUUGGACUGUACAGACAGUUGUAUGUGCUGUACUGUGAAGAGAGGAGUGUAUAAUGUGAUUUCAUCAGUGAUAUAUCAUCUGAGGCCAAAGACACAUGAAUUGACCCUGGCUGUCCUCCCGGCAGCUGACUUAACAUCAAGUGCUAAUAUAGAUAUGGGUAAACCUGGCAAAUCAAUGGCUACAGUCUUAAGUAUUUCUAUAAAAGACUGUGACCCUUUAUGAUUGUGUAGGAAAAAUGCCUGAUUUGCAAAGAAAUGAUUUUUUUUUUUUUUUUUUAUAAUUCAUGUGUAGAUUGUGUGUACAUAUUGUAUAACUUUUUCAUGUUGAUAUUGAAGUAUUUUUAGUGUUUUUAACUGAUUGCAUGUUUAUGACUGAUUGAUAAUAACAAGCCAGGACAGCAAAUUGUUAAAUCAUGGAAAUCAAAAAUAAAAUGCAAUGUUACUGUCAUCUUUUUCAGUAUUUCAGUUGACCAUUUUUUUUAAAGUAAGGAAAAUUGUGUAAAUUAUUUUAAUGCCGUAAUACACAACUAAAAACCUCAUAUAUACUGUAGCAAUGUUUAUAUUAUUUUUCCUUUGACUGUCAGAGUGCACUUGUACUGAUAAAUUCAAUUUUCCAUACCAGAAAUGGAAGCAGUCUUAACUGAUAUUCUACAGCAUGUUUUUAUUUAGCUCAGGGUUUUCUAGCUAUUUCUCGUUUCUCAUGCAGCAUUCAUUUUGUUUUCUUGAUUUAUUUUCUACAUACUUAAAGGUACUUAAAUGAUUUUAACUUGAGCAUUUUAAAAUUCCAUUUGAUAAGGAUGAUUUAUAGUUUUUAUAACAGUUUUUACUACACUUAAAACAAAAUCAAAAAUGAUGAUCUAAACACAAUAAUGAUUUUGUGUAAUGUGAUAUAUUAAAAAAUCUCUGCUCGAUUUUACUUUCAAUUUGUAAUAUGUACAUAAUGAAUCUUUGUACAGAUUUUUUUUUUUAAAGAAAGUCAAUCAGUGCUCUGAUUUUUGUGUUAAUUUAUUCAAGCUUUGUACAUUUUGCUGUCCACCCAUACUAGAUUAUAGAUGAUUUGAGACUUGCGUCUUUGAGUUUUAUCCUACAGUAUACCCAUGUACAUUACUGUAUGUGAUUAUCUGGACAUGAUGUUAAUUACACACCAAAGAAUUGUUUUAUACAUCUCCUACACAUGUAGCCAUAUAUUGUUAGCAUACCCAGAGAGAAAAAAAAGAAAUGUAAUCUUUAUCCAUCUUCAAUAUUGGACAUAUCUUUCAACAAAGUUGUGUUUUAUAUAUAUGUAUGUAAUUUUAUCACAUCAAGGUGCUGUGGUCAUUUUUCACCAUUUUUUCCCGUUGUAUACCUCGUGUGAAGCUUUUAGGAGUAGAAUGGACUGGGCACUGAAGGCAUUGAGAUAGCCUCACCUCUUGACCACUAGAAAACAUCUACCCACCUUAUCAAAUCGAGUGCCUUCCUCAAUCCCAGUUAUUAGACUAUAGCAAUGUCGCUGUGUCAUUUUCUACCUAUUUUUGCAUAUAAUCCAUAACUACUAAGUUUGGAAUUCACAGAUGUUAAUUUUUUAUACCAAAUUAUUUCUUUGAAGAUGUAUAACAAUUAUAAAUUAUAUUCUAUUUCGUUAAAUACAGGUUCUGUUAUGUAAAGGAUAGAAGUACCGUAAGUUAAUACAGCAUUAGGAUUUUUGUUAACAAGAAAUCCAGUGAUGCCAUGUGUGGCAUAUUUUUUUCUUGUCUCUGUGUAUUUUUAAGGUUAUGACUUUUUUUUUUUGCUUUGGGACUGGCUUUAUUCCUUAAAAAUAUCCCUGUUUAUGAAGUUUAUUUUUACAUUGAAAUUUAUGAUUAAGUUAAACAGUUUACAGGAAGUUUACUGGCCUUUUAAUAUUUACUGCAAGUUAGCUUGAAUAGACAAAGUGAAAAAUUUUGAAGUUUUAAGUUUGCUACUUUUACCAUAUUUUAAAAUGUUGGUACAUUUUAAACGCUACAAUUUUACAGCAAAAUGUUUGCACAGCCAGCUGAAGUUUGUGUUGCUUUCAUUGUCAUUUUCAUCUCUAUUAUUGCCUUUCAUCAAAUCAUUUCUCUGUUGCAGACAUUUUAGUAGCAUUGUCAAUGUUUUUGUUCUUUGAUAGUAUCAUACAAAAUUAUUUUACUGGAAUAAAAACUGUAUACAUAAAAAACA
Molecule: messenger RNA, 4982 nt
Organism: Saccostrea cuccullata (small rock oyster)
Lineage: Eukaryota; Metazoa; Mollusca; Bivalvia; Ostreida; Ostreidae
Product: glypican-6-like
Exons: 8
Coding region: 401-2413 (670 amino acids)
Biological process (GO): cell migration; regulation of protein localization to membrane; regulation of signal transduction
Cellular component (GO): cell surface; synapse; plasma membrane
Source: RefSeq, a predicted model, not a curated record